Erpetoichthys calabaricus (reedfish) is the source of this 2628-nucleotide messenger RNA. RefSeq names its product XK related 5a (gene xkr5a). The coding region runs from base 232 to 2220 and encodes 662 amino acids. Gene Ontology annotation, cellular component: plasma membrane. Lineage: Eukaryota; Metazoa; Chordata; Cladistia; Polypteriformes; Polypteridae. Gene Ontology annotation, biological process: phosphatidylserine exposure on apoptotic cell surface; engulfment of apoptotic cell; apoptotic process involved in development. The record is from RefSeq and is a predicted model, not a curated record. The transcript is spliced from 7 exons.
GAAAGGCGGUUUCUUGGCACAUGGGAGAGGGAGGGAGGACCGGAGAGAGAAUGAAUGCCGCUGUGUGUCUAAUAAUUGCGUCACCGAAAACGUGCUCUUGCUGACUGGUGCAGAGCAAGCAGCCUGCUGCUGCAGAGAAUGGCCAAGUACCCGCACAGAUGACGAAAAUAUACAAGGAAACGGCUUUUUUUUUAUCGUACCUAACAUUUGAGAAUUGUAAAAUUAAAGAUCAUGGCGGACCAGCGACAGAAAUGCUGUGGACUAUGUUGUUUUGAAGUGUUUCUGCUCGGCGGAUCGGCACUGCUUCUCCUUGCAGAAAGGGUUACCCUGAUAUACAGUAUCAUAUACUAUUUCUUGAUCGGGCAGCCAUUAUGGGCAGGAUUGACAUUUGCCUUUGUUCUGCCUGCCAGUGGUGUUCAACUGCUAAGUUACUAUUGGUUUUUAGAGGAUGGCACGAAGAACCGGAGGUGUAUGAUAUUUAUUCACAUUCUUCACCUGGGAAUUUAUAAACGGUAUUUGGACUGCAUUUAUUGGAUGAUUAAGACUACAGGUUAUGCUGGAAAUCUAGGACUAAUAGUCAUGCAGCAGGGUGAUACUGCAGCUCUGCAUUUAAUGGAGGCUCUACUACUCUCCUUGCCACAGGCAUUACUGCAUGGCUAUCUAUUGGUGACAACACAGAUAAGCAUUCUCAUUCCAGCUGCUCUGUCAUCUGGCCUAUGUCUUCUUUCACUUUCUUGGGUGUUGGUCCUACAUAGCCGGGCUUCUUGCCUGAUAAGGCCUGGCCAUGUCAGUCUUCCACCUGCUGCUCUUCUGUGUCAGCUUUUGUGGAGGAUCUGCAUGUUGGGGUCACGUAUUACAACUCUCAUCUUAUUUGCCAGAGCUUAUCAUUGGUGGAUAUUUGUUGUUGGAGGUCUCCAUUGGCUGGCUGCAUCCUUCUGGCUUGGUAGUCAGCAGUCUGACAUUAUUCGUAAUCCAUGGCGUUGGCGUCUCUUCAACUGUGUUGUUGGAGCUGUCCACAUAUUCUGUUUUUUGAACGUGAAAGAUGGACCAUCUAGGUACCGUGCUGCUGCGUUUUAUGUGGUAAUUCUAUUGGAAAAUGCAGCUCUCUUACUGCUUGCAUCAGAUUUUCUGCGUUUAUCUUCUUGGAAUAGUUUAGGCACAGCCACACUGGUCCUUUGCAGUUUCAUUGCUGGAUGUAUAUCUUUAAUUCUAUACUACCGUUUUCUACAUCCUAAGUCCACAGAAAUCUCUACCAACUUCCAAACUGUGUACUCAGGAAAUGCAUGCUGGACCAAAGAAGAAACAUCGUUGCCCUCGGGAAAUAUGCCCAUUUGUGUCCCUACUGAGUGCCAAGCCCAUGAAGCACUUUCUUUUACUGGAAUAUUUCAGACUGAUUUGGAAAAUGGUGAAAUUUCUACUCAGGUUACAAAUGCUUUGCAAUCUCCUGGGAACAAAGGACACCACCACUGGUUACUGGUUAAAGUGGCUUUAAAGACAGGUGACGAAGCAAAAAUAUUUCAAGGUUAUGGGGCAGGAGGAGCCACUUCAGUUUUAGUACUGCCAGAUCAUGAUGAACUCAAAGAUGAGAAUGUGCAGAAGGAAACAGAGCCAGAAGAGAGAUCUCCAUCAGAAACAGAAGGUGAAUGGGCACAUGGUGUUUUUCCAUAUUCAGAAUCUGAAAACAUGGAUGUUUCACAGUACCUCAGUGUUCAAGCAAGCCCUGAGAUGGCAUCCUUUCAAAGACUUGCAACCAAUGAAAAGUUUGGUAUUUCCUCAAAAUCACCUAGUAGGGGAUCUCCUGAAAGAAGAUCUGUUUGUUUUCAAGAAGGUCUUGAAUAUGUUGGUACAAAAGCAUGUGUACAAAGUCCAGUGGAAUCUGAAUGCAGUUCAACAUUAUACUUCAGUGCUGAUCUUCAGUCCCCUAAUGAUGCAGACAAAGAACUCUCAGAGGGAGAAGUGGAAGAUGAGAGAGCUGUAUUCCCAUCUCCUUUAAACGAGUGCAGCCCCAUUACAAAGAGCAAAAGGCAAGAAAAGAAUAGCAUGAAUGUAGUGCCUAAAGGAAUACUAAGCAAAGGUGAGCAGGUGUCUCAGCUGGCAGCUCAACCUCGAUUCACUUCCACUCCCAAAUCAGAUAAUGAAAUCCAAAGCAGAAAGUUCAGAAUCUCAGGAGUUAGAAAGCCGAUUGUUCCAUUUGGAGCUGGGAAUAGUGACGGUAUAUAAAAACCAUAAAGCAGUUAACUGUAGAGAAAGACUGCUGAGGUACUGGUUUUGGGAGACACUUCAUAAAGUCCUACUGUCUCCUCUCCUAGAAGAGUAAAUGCACUUAGGAACAAAUAUCUGCAUGGAAAAAUGAAGAGAGACUAUAUAAUAAUAUGCCGAAAACAUGUUUGGUUUUACCCCAUUUAACACUUCUUUUUUUAUAAAAUUACUAAAAUAAUUUAUAAUCGUUUUGUAUGUUUUUAACAACUUGGUACUGAGUUACAAUCUCAUUUAAUUAUUUAUUAAGUUUUAAACUUUGUGGUAGAAUUUUUUAAUAUUUAAACAGUUAAAUUUUCAUUAUGAUGUUGGCCAGUUUACUUUUAAUUUAAAAAUUCUAAUAUUUUCCACAGCUAGGUAAUGCUGUUUUUU